This is a messenger RNA of Mya arenaria, 733 nucleotides long. RefSeq lists its product as uncharacterized. Lineage: Eukaryota; Metazoa; Mollusca; Bivalvia; Myida; Myidae. The transcript has 4 exons. The coding region runs from base 341 to 733 and encodes 130 amino acids. The record is from RefSeq and is a predicted model, not a curated record.
GCGCUCACCCCUCUGUCAAAUUGUGCAGUACCGGGUAAUAAAAGUAGUCCAUUGAAUUUCCCGCCAGCUUGUCAAAACCCGCCCAAUUCUGUGGUACUUCGGCUAAAAGUAGUCCAUGAAUGUGAAGUGUCGGGCGUGCUAUUUUGUUAUUUCAUUAAAAUAAACGUAUGGAAAUUAAAAAAAAUUAACGUCGAGAAACGUUUGUUAUCAUAAGUGAUUUAUAUACAAUUCAUUUUGAAUGUUCGACUAAAAUAUCGCGGAGGAAUCGUCGCCAGCUUCAAUCCGGGCUAACUCUUCUACAAACCACAAACUAUAUCUGGACAGCGUUGCCACUACAGUAAUGGUGAAUGACAAAGAGGUGAAUGUGCGGACCAUUACGGUGGAGGACCGUACUGGGAAGGUGAAAGUCAGCCUGUGGCGCAACAUUGCAGCAGAGCCUGUGGUGUUGGGGGAUGUUGUUGCCAUCACCAAUAUUGUUGUCAACAGCAAGAGAUAUAACAAUGAGGAAUCCCUGUCGUCAACACAAUUUACAAAGAUAGAGGUUACUGACAUGCCAAACACCGAGAUGACGGCCACCAUUCUAGGACUUGACCUGGGUGAUGUGGAAUCCCCAGUUACUCACAGAACAGGAUGGAAUCUUCAAUCUCUUGACCUGGGUGGUGUGGAAUCAAGCUUAGUCACAGAACAGGAUGGAAUCUUCACUAAAUCGAACGAGGAUCUAGUUAUCACCUAG